Molecule: messenger RNA, 2763 nt
Organism: Papaver somniferum (opium poppy)
Lineage: Eukaryota; Viridiplantae; Streptophyta; Magnoliopsida; Ranunculales; Papaveraceae
Product: ribosome biogenesis protein BOP1 homolog
Exons: 17
Coding region: 130-2376 (748 amino acids)
Biological process (GO): ribosome biogenesis; maturation of LSU-rRNA from tricistronic rRNA transcript (SSU-rRNA, 5.8S rRNA, LSU-rRNA)
Cellular component (GO): PeBoW complex; preribosome, large subunit precursor
Molecular function (GO): protein binding; ribonucleoprotein complex binding
Source: RefSeq, a predicted model, not a curated record
UUAAACCCUAACCUCGUCUCUCUUACUCUUUCCUUUUCCCUGUCCCUCUUUUCUCCACUGUUUUUUUUGUUAGGGUUUAAGAACCCAAUAUCAGUAGGAGCAGAAGUUGUUGUAAAGCAUCGAAAACAAAUGAAGGUUCCUAAGAAGUCUGGUCCUAAAAAGGAUGAAAGCCAGAAGAAGAGAACCAGUGAUAAAAAGAUUAAGAUAUCGAAGAAAUCUGUACAAAAAGUAGAAGAUGCUGAAGAGAUUAAACACGAAGUUGUUGCCCUAGAACCAGAGUCUAAAGGAGUUAUUAAUAAGAAUGAUAAUAGUGAUAAGAAGAAGAAAAAUAAAAUGUUGAAGAAAAAAACGGCGAACAAAGUAGAAGAGGAAUUACAUGAACUAGUUUCUGCCCUUGAACUAGAGUCUAAUGGACCUACCGAUAAGGAAGAAGAUAGUGAUGUUGAAGAUUCCGAUUUUAAUCCAGCUUUUGAAGAGAGUGAUACGGAUGGCGAAGAUUCUGAUUUUCAUUCAGCUGUUGAAGAGAGUGAUUCUUCGGAAGAUGAGGUUCCUUCUAGAAAUACCAUUGGUGAUGUUCCAUUGGUAUGGUAUAAAGAUGAGGAGCACAUUGGAUAUGAUGUUAAAGGGAGGAAGAUUAUAAAGCCAUCAGUUAUAAACAAGCUUGAAGAACUUGUAAAUAGAGCAGACGCUGCCAAAAAUAAGCUCAUACUUCAUGAUGAGUACAAUGGCGAGGACGUUGAAAUUACAAAGAAAGACAGAAAACUUAUCCAAAGAUUCCUUAAAGGAAAGACUCCGCAUGCUGAAGUCGAUCCAUAUCCGGAUUAUGUGGAUUAUGUUGAGCAUCAUGCCAAGCAUCCACUUUCAAAUGCUCCGGAACCAAAGAGGCGAUUCAUUCAAUCAAAAUGGGAAAAUAAAGAGGUUCUUCGAUUGGUCCGAGCAAUCAGGAACGGACAUAUUACAUUUGAGAAGCCUAAGGAAGAGAAACGUGUUUAUUCGUUGUGGGAACCUGAUUCCGGCCCAACUGAGAAGAGACUCGGUUUGAAUUAUAUUCCUCCACCAAAACCGAAGUUGCCAGGUCACGAGGAAUCAUACAACCCUUCAUUAGAAUACAUCCCGACCCAAGAAGAAAUUAGUGGAUACGAAUUAAUGUAUGAGGAAGACCGACCUAAGUAUAUCCCGAGAAGGUACGAGUCUCUGAGGAAAGUUCCUGCAUAUGAAAAUGCAGUGAAGGAUACAUUUGAUCGUUGCUUAGAUCUUUACUUAUGUCCUAGAACUCGAAAGAAGCGUAUUAAUAUUGAUCCUGAAUCUCUAAAGCCCAAGCUACCUAGUCGAAAAGAUCUAAAGCCUUACCCAACAACAUGUUUUCUCGAGUACAAAGGCCAUAGUGAUGCUGUUACUUCGAUUGCUGUUCAAGUGUCAGGCCAAUGGCUGGCUUCUGGUUCAAAGGACGGAACGGUGCGUAUUUGGGAGGUCGAAACUGGGCGAUGCCUUAAGAUGUGGGAUGUUGGCGAAGCUGUCCAUUGUGUUGCUUGGAAUCCAAAUCCGCAGCUUCCUAUCUUGGCGAUUUCUGCGGGUCAGGAUGUGCUUGUUCUGAACACUGGACUUGGAAAUGCGGAAGACCAGCAGAGAAUUAAAGAACUUGUGCAUGUUGACGCACCUUCAGCGACAGACAACUCUGAUAAGAGCACACCUAUAGUGAGCUGGCUCCAACACGAUAAACACGAAGGGAUCAGGUUGAAGCAUAUUAAGAUGGUAACCUCAGUUGAAUGGCACCGUAAAGGAGACUACUUCAGUAUAGUGAUGCCGGCUGGUGACUCGAGAGCUAUUCUGAUACACCAACUGUCAAAGAAAGUUACGCAAAGGAUUCCAUUUAAGUUGCAUGGGCUUCCAGUUUCAUCAGUUUUCCAUCCAUCUCGUUCCAUCUUGUUCGUUUCGACAAAGAAAAGUGUCCGUGUUUAUGACCUAUUAAAAGAAAAGCUCGUUAGAAAGCUAGAGCCCGGAGUUCGUGAGGUUUCCUCCAUCGCAAUUCAUCCUGCUGGUGAUAAUGUAAUUGUCGGGAGUCGUGAGGGUAAACUCUGCUGGUUUGACAUGGAUCUAUCUUCUAAACCUUACAAAAUUCUCAAAUGUCACCCCAAGGAUAUUACAAAUGUUGCCUUUCAUCGUUCGUACCCCCUCUUUGCUUCAUCCUCGGAAGAUGGCACUGCAUAUGUCUUCCAUGGCAUGGUAUAUUCAGAUCUUAACCAGAAUCCACUUAUUGUUCCGUUGGAAAUUCUCCGCGGUCAUUCAAGAGGUGUCAUGGAUUGUACCUUCCAUCCUAGGCAACCCUGGUUGUUCACUGCCGGCUCUGAUUCACUAAUCAAACUUUACUGCCAUUAAGAAAGAAGUGUUGAAGGGAAUGGACCUGCUUUUGCAGAAUCAGAGUUGGCUUUCAGUGGGGAUAUGCGAAGUCUUUGUCAUUCCUUGCCUUUUACCCGCGUUAUGGAAUUUGGUAGCCCUGUGUACAACUGAAAAUCCUAGGUGCAGUCUCCAGAUUUCUAAAAUUUUGUCCAUUUAAAAAGAAAUUGUUAACCUUAUUUAGAAGAAGAUUGAAAUUUUCUGCUUUCCAAACCCAAUUACGUUGUUUUCAGUGUUCAGCUAACUUUUACAUUAAAGCUAUAAGGGAGUUGCAUAAAAUUUCAGAUUUCAGAAACUUAAGAAUUAUACCAGUUUGAGUUACUUGUGAACUCUUAAAGUCAGAAAACCCUAUUUAUUAGACCUGGGAUA